UCAUGAUGAAGCUGGAGGGUUUUUUUUGCUUUAGGGUUCCCUUUAACUACUUUAAAAUUGUUUUGGUAAUGACUCAUGAUUGUGAAGGUGUUGAUUGCAUUUUGGGGGUAAAUUUGUGCUGUGUGCGUCGAUGACAAACACACUUGCACAGACAAACAUGUACAUGUUCAUAUACGGUCGUUGUUCGACCCUAUCGACCAAUCGACAUGUUGGGGAGAGAUUGAAGAGCAAUAAUUAUUAUGCGAGUCGCGUAGUCGCCUAAACCUCCACCGCAUCCGAUAUUAGGGGGCCCAUUCCACUGUCUCAUCCCGUGUUACCGCCCCUCUGUCGUGCCUCGCAACUUGGCACUGAAGAAGUCUUUUUCAUUCAUCGUCUUCGCGAGUUCGAAGGCACAGAGAACUCGAUUCAAAAUAGCGGACUAUCCGACUGACCACACAUAUAUAUAUACAUAUAUUAUAGGCGCUGAAUUUUUGUCCGAAAGAAAGAAUCGCGACACUUUUGAAAUCAAAACAGUUGUGCGACGUCGUGAUUUUGUUUUAUUGAUGGUAUCGAUCGCAUUUGGACAUAUGAAAUUAUUAAAGUGAAAAAAGAGAAAAAUAUUUUCGCGAGUGAUUUUUUUGUUACUUUUUAGCGAAAAUGUGGAAAACUAAGGGUGCAUUGUUCCCUUUGAUCCUAAUAAAUUUCUGGCUAAUCAGCGGCUCUUCUCAAGUUGUAGCCGAAGAAUGCAAUAACGACUGGGAAUGUCAGCAGAAUAUACGCGAAUCUGUAUGCGUACAAGGCCGAUGUUCGUGCAAACCAUUUUAUGCACGAAUAAACGAAACAACAUGCGUACAAUCAUCUCUGUUAGGAUACGAAUGUGUCGUGUCCGAACAGUGCUCUUUAAGGGUGGCUCACAGUAGCUGUAUCGAUGGAACGUGUAGGUGUGUCGACGGAUUUUUGCAAUUUAGAAAACACACUUGUCUGGGACCGGCUCGUCCUGGCAAUGUAUGUUAUAGCAAUGCCCAUUGUCGACUUUGGACAGCGGACAGCCACUGUGAAUUUCUGAUUCCAAAUCUUUUUGGCCAUUGCCAAUGCAACGCACCGUUCAAACGUAUCGGAGAUUCUUGUGUUAGAUCGGCUUUCCAGUCUUCCACAACACCUCUUCCGAUUGCAAGCAGCACCGUUCAAAUUAUCACAUCCACAACAAAAGAACAUUUCUUCACCACUAGCACAUCUCAUUCUUCGUCAACAACCACACAUAAUCAAGAGAAAGAGACAGACUCUAAUUCUAUACCUGAUAGCAACACGAAUGGAUUUGGCGAUAAGGAACGCGACAAGGACGAUGACGACAACAUUGUUUUUAACACGAAGAAGCAUUCUUCUGUCACCACACAAUUGCCAACGGUGGCAACAACCUCCAAACAACCCGGUCACAUCCCAACUUCGACAUCAACCAUUCCACCUGUUAGUCCUACCGGGCCUAGGGUGCGUGUAGAAGACGGAAAUGGGGCUGUAAGCUUGGGGCUUCCUUGCGUUACGGACUUGCAAUGUCGUGCUGCAGAUCCCUCGUCCAGAUGCGUCGAAGGUGUUUGUGAUUGUGUUAUCAAAACGAACGGGACUAGCUCGUGCUCGGCAGGGAACAGGGGAUGCAUACCGGGGACGUUUCAAUGUCGCAGUUCCGGCACUUGUCUGAGUUGGUUCUUUGUCUGUGAUGGCCACAAGGAUUGCAUCGAUGGUUCUGAUGAGGAAUGUUCCCGUACGAAAUGUCCUCCGGAGGCGUACAGGUGUAAAUCGACAGGUCACUGCGUGUCACGUGCCAGUCGUUGCGACGGGGUAACCGAUUGUCCGGCUGGUGAAGACGAGGCAGAUUGUCAAGCUAUAGGAAGAAAAGGAUGUCCACCUGAUACGUUUCAGUGCAGGGAUGGAAAAUGCAUUCCCGAGUAUGAGUUUUGUAACGCUAUCAUUUCAUGUAGCGAUGCUAGUGACGAGCCCGCCCAUAUUUGUAGAGGUAGAGCGAGAAGAAGGCUUUCUGAAUAUUGUCCCCUACGAUGCGGGAAUGGUAGGUGCAGAUCCAGUGCCAUUGCCUGUUCGGGGAAGGAUGGUUGCGGGGAUGGCACCGAUGAACUAAAUUGCUCAGUUUGUCGAUGUCCGCUGGUGAAAGGUCGAAGUUUAUGAAGAUAAUAUUAACGUAACUCUUCUUUAAUUGUCUCUAUACAAAACAGUACUUAAACUUUACUUUUUCGAUUCCUUACUCGUCGGCAUUUGUACAUAAUUUAGAACAACGGACGCGAAUCAAUUCGAUGGUGGAAAUUGAAAAUUUUUCAAUAAUAAUUUUACUUUCCCCUUUGAAUUGAAUUGAUGUUAUAGAAUGCAUUUCUGCAUCGAUUUUUAUACAAUUUCUUUGCUCAAACGAACACAUUCCUUACAAUACCAAAUACGUAUGUAGGUACAUUGUGAGUGUAAUAAUGAACACUUAUUUUUAAGUAUUUAAUUAA
Messenger RNA from Agrilus planipennis (emerald ash borer), 2474 nucleotides. It is a transcript of the gene ImpE1, whose product is annotated as low-density lipoprotein receptor-related protein 2. The coding region runs from base 637 to 2154 and encodes 505 amino acids. Gene Ontology annotation, molecular function: protein binding. NCBI's taxonomy places the organism in Eukaryota, Metazoa, Arthropoda, Insecta, Coleoptera, Buprestidae. The record is from RefSeq and is a predicted model, not a curated record. The transcript has 8 exons.